Triplophysa dalaica is the source of this 2593-nucleotide messenger RNA. RefSeq names its product ras-related GTP binding D (gene rragd). The transcript has 7 exons. Gene Ontology annotation, cellular component: lysosome; Gtr1-Gtr2 GTPase complex; nucleus. The record is from RefSeq and is a predicted model, not a curated record. Bases 195 to 1388 code for a protein of 397 amino acids. Gene Ontology annotation, molecular function: GTP binding; GTPase activity. Lineage: Eukaryota; Metazoa; Chordata; Actinopteri; Cypriniformes; Nemacheilidae. Gene Ontology annotation, biological process: positive regulation of TOR signaling; cellular response to starvation; cellular response to amino acid stimulus.
UCUUUCACAAAGUUCAUAUGUACAGUUCAUGAGACUCUUAUCUCUGUGAUGGUGAUGAAUGGUCUCAGUGUGCUGUGACUUCUCGAGCAGGCGGCUGGUAUUUCAGUCUGGAGGAGAGAGAGAGUUGAAAGUUCAUCAUGGCUUGCGCAUAUCAGGUGUCAAUGUGGAAAAGUUUGGCUGUCUCGGCAUAUUAAAUGUCUCAGACUCGGACCAUGACAAGCAAAGGGACCUACAAUGAGGUUUACGGGAAAACCGACGCGCUGCCAUUCGAUUAUUAUGAGGACGAUUUCGACACGUUCACGGACGGGGACGCAGACUUCUGUGAUGAAGGAGUUCUUGGGUUCAGCGAUCCGUUCAGCAGUGAGGUAAAACCUCGAAUCCUACUCAUGGGCCUGCGGCGAAGCGGCAAGUCAUCCAUUCAGAAAGUUGUAUUUCACAAGAUGUCACCCAACGAGACGCUCUUCCUGGAGAGCACCAAUAAGAUUUGCCGAGAGGAUGUGUCCAACAGUUCUUUUGUCAGCUUCCAAAUCUGGGACUUCCCCGGUCAGAUUGAUUUCUUCGACCCCACGUUUGACUAUGAGAUGAUAUUUCGUGGAACGGGGGCUCUCAUCUUUGUGAUAGACUCACAGGACGAUUAUGUGGAGGCAUUAAGCAGACUUCACCUCACUGUGACAAGGGCCUACAAGGUCAAUCCAGACAUCAACUUCGAGGUGUUUAUCCACAAGGUGGACGGACUGUCGGACGACCACAAGAUUGAGAAACAGAGUGACAUCCAUAAACGAGCCAAUGAUGAUCUAGCUGAUGCUGGUUUGGAAAGAAUACACCUAAGCUUUUACCUGACAAGCAUCUAUGAUCAUUCGAUUUUCGAGGCCUUCAGUAAAGUCGUGCAGAAACUAAUUCCUCAGCUUCCGACUCUUGAGAACCUGCUCAACAUUUUCAUAUCUAACUCAGGGAUUGAAAAGGCUUUUCUCUUUGAUGUGGUCAGUAAGAUUUACAUAGCGACAGACAGCAGCCCGGUGGAUAUGCAGACCUACGAGUUGUGUUGUGACAUGAUAGAUGUUGUUAUUGACAUCUCGUGCAUCUACGGGUUGACUGGGGAUGAGACAGGAACUCCUUAUGAUAAAGAGUCCAUGGCCAUAAUUCACCUGAACAACACGACUGUCAUGUAUCUUAAGGAAGUCACCAAAUUUCUCGCUCUGGUGUGUUUCAUCAGAGAGGAGAGUUUUGAGAGGAAAGGACUCAUCGACUACAAUUUCCACUGUUUCAAGAAAGCCAUAGAGGAGGUGUUUGAUGUGCGGUUACAAGUGCAGAGAAAUCGCAAGCUUCUAAACCAGAGACGCUGGAGCAGACAGAAGGUGCCUAAUGGAUCUCAGUUGCAUCCCCAUUGAAGAGCAGUGGAAAGCUGUCCAGUCUGUUGCCGUGACUCAGAAGUGAAGGAUUCACGCAGACUUGAUUGUUCGCUUGUUCUGAAGGGCCACUUACUGCUCUACAGGAAUCCAGAAUGUCAAUACACACCACAUUGUGUGUUCAAAGCCUUGCACUGCUGAACUUAUUCACCCAUGUGUUAACUGUCUGCGAGGAAGAAACCUUUUUUUUAACAGAAGGAGGCCGUUAAUAGUUUUCCACAAAAUCUAAUGCAUAGUCGGAUGCAUCAGAUAAUGCUGAUAAAGUGCUUUUUGUAUAUAGGCACAACAGCUUUUACAAUAUUAUAGUAGCAAAUGUGCAUUGUAAAACAGUGGAAAAUUUAAAGAUGCAAUGCACCUUUAUUGCAAUAUGUGUUUGAAACAUAAAACUGCAACCUUACGUACUUAUCUUUACAUGUGUUGAAGUUAAAUAAUGUACCAACCAGCGAAACCAUCCAGACACCACACAUUAUAAAUCUUUAUUAUAAGAUGAGGAGAGAACUCCUUAUACUUAUUUUCUUUAUUUUUAAAAGUUUACACUAAAAAAGUAACUGAUCAGUGCACAUUUAAUAUAUAUAUAUUUAGAUUAUUUUGUUAACCCCUUGAUCAAAAAGUUAAGCAUAUUUUUUCUCUCUCCUGUUUAUAUGCAGAGUAAACUAUAAGUAAGCCAUUUGUCAGAUGAGUGUAAUCCUUUUUGUAAAUUGUUACAGCAUUUAUGUUCAGAAAACAAUCAUGAUGUGUGUUUGACUUACAUGCAUUGUUGUGCAUGUUAAUUGACAUCAAAGUAGCGCAAGAACGACUCAAAAGCUUUUAAAUUCACAAUUUUCAAGAAUUUGUGAUCUUUUUGGUCUGCGACUCAUAAAGUUUAACACGCAUAUUCUUUUCACGAUGCUAGUGAAACCUUUUUUUAGGGUUCAGCAAUUUUCCUUUUUGAAAGUAAUAAUAAACUCAGAAAAAAUGGUUUUCAUUACCCCUGCAAUAAUUCUGUAUUUUACUCCUUUGAUAGAUAUGAAAAAAAUUAUUUCUUCACUUGUGCAAAAACAUGUCAGCAAACACAACAAAGUAACAGCAAAGAGCAUGUAAAUAGUUGCUCUUCAUCUGCAUAUAUGGUCUACAAGCACAAAAAUGAAUACUAAUUUGCUUAACAUUUAUUAAUUUUAAUGAAUAUUAAAAGUAAUUUUGUUCUCUUA